Malaclemys terrapin pileata is the source of this 8802-nucleotide messenger RNA. RefSeq names its product splicing regulatory glutamic acid and lysine rich protein 1 (gene SREK1). The transcript has 12 exons. Gene Ontology annotation, cellular component: nucleoplasm. Lineage: Eukaryota; Metazoa; Chordata; Testudines; Emydidae. The coding region runs from base 822 to 2585 and encodes 587 amino acids. Gene Ontology annotation, molecular function: RNA binding. The record is from RefSeq and is a predicted model, not a curated record.
AAAAAGAAAUUGAUAUACUUUUUAAAUAAAUACAUAUUUGGGGAAAGCAUUUCAGUUCAACUUUUAAGGCUUGACUUCACCCAUCCCAUAGCAAUAUGCAUUAAGAAAAACAUGCAAGCCUUAAACUUAAAUGUCUUAACAGAUAUCAGAUUGUGCAAUAGCCUAAAUGUUGUUCAUAUUUUUUCUGGGUUUGUAUUCCUUUUUUAUAAAAAAGAUUAAGGAAGGUAAUAAAAUAUUACUCAAGAACAUAACAGGUUCCUUUGGAGCUCUUAAAUUGAUUUUUAAUGCUAAGUAAUCUGAUCAGCUUUUUACUAGAGUUCCGUUGGGGGGGGGGGGGGAGGAAAACAGGUUGUUGUGGGGUUUUUUUGGUGGAAAAUUUCUAAACUGUUUCCAUUUUUCAGGGUUCUGAAUUGAUUCAUUUUUUGGGACAGUUUCCACAGGAUUUUAGUGUGUGAAAUUUUUGUUUAAUAUUUUUGAGCAUUAGUUUGAUUUUAAAAAAUCAAUGAAAAUAUUGAAGAAACAUCUGCAGAACCCAGAUGUUGAUAAUUUUUCAUGAAAAGAUCUUUGAGAAAAAGCCACUUUUUUUUCUUAAAUAAAACUAUGGAAAAACUUUGACCAGAUCUACUUAAUUUUUUUUAACAUAGUGAUGCAGCCUACACGAACGGUUGUCAUGUGUAACACAACUUUCGAUCACCGCGAAAACACCGCCCUGGGAAAGCGUCCAUGCUUGAUAUCGUUUGGUUCAUGAACAUUAAGUUUCCAGUACAGGUAAAAUCCCAGAUGAAGCCAAAGCCCUCUCUUUAUUGGCUCCUGCUCCUACUAUGACAAGCCUGAUGCCUGGUGCAGGGUUGCUUCCUAUACCCACACCAACUCCUCUGACUACUCUUAGUGUUUCACUUGGCACGUUGGGAGCUAUACCAGCAGCAGCACUGGACCCUAAUAUUACAGCACUUGGAGAAAUACCACAGCCACCAAUUAUGGGAAAUGUGGAUCCUUCCAAAAUUGAUGAAAUUAGGAGAACAGUCUACGUUGGAAAUCUGAAUUCUCAGACUACAACAGCAGAUCAGCUGCUUGAAUUUUUUAAACAAGUUGGAGAAGUGAAGUUUGUGCGAAUGGCAGGUGAUGAGACACAACCAACACGGUUUGCUUUUGUGGAAUUCGCAGACCAAAAUUCUGUACCUCGUGCUCUUGCCUUUAAUGGAGUUAUGUUUGGAGACAGGCCACUGAAAAUAAAUCACUCCAAUAAUGCAAUAGUGAAACCUCCUGAAAUGACUCCACAAGCUGCUGCCAAGGAGCUGGAAGAAGUGAUGAAGAGAGUAAGGGAAGCCCAGUCUUUCAUAUCGGCAGCUAUUGAGCCAGAGUCUGGAAAGAGCAGUGAAAGAAAAGGCGGUCGAUCUCGUUCCCAUUCUCGUUCAGAGUCCAGAUCUAGUUCAAAAUCCCGAUCUAGAAGGAAAAGAUCACACUCAAAACGCAGGAGUAGAUCACACAAUAGAUCACUCUCUAGUCAGAAGGAUAGGCGUAGAUCCAAAAGUCCUCCCAAAAAACGUUCCAAGUCUAAGGAAAGGCGGAAGUCAAGAAGUCGUUCUCAUUCCCGGGACAAGAAAAAAGACAAAGAAAACAAAGAAAAGGUCAAGGAAAAAGAAAAGGUCAAAGAGAAGGACAAGGACCGAGACAGGGAGAAGGAGAGAGACCGAGAUAAAGAAAGAGAGAGGGAGCGGGACAGAGACAAAGAGAGAAACAGGGACAAGGAUAGGGAGAGAGAUAAAGAAAAAGACAGGGACAAGGACCGAGAGAGGGACAGAGACAAAGAAAAGGAGAGGAACAAAGACCGGGAGAGGGUCAAGGACAGGGACAAAGAGAAGGAUAGGGAGAAGGACAGGGACAAGGAGAAGGAGGUAGUCCGGGACAAGAAGGAAACGGACCUGGAGAAAGGGGGGGACAGGGACAAGGAAAAGGAUCGGGAGAAAGAGGGGGAAAGGGAGAAGGUUAAGGAGAAGGACAGGGAGAAAGACAGAGAGAAGAAGGAGGGUGACAAGGAGAAGGACAAAGACAAGGAAGGGGACAAAGAGAAGGAACGGGAAAGAGAAAAAGAGAGAUCCAAAGAGAGUGAUGAUAAAAAGAAGAAAGAGAAGAGAUCCAGAACACCUCCCAGAAGCUACAGUUCUCUAAGAAGAUCUCGUAGUUCCAGCAGAGAAAGGCGUAAGAGGAAGAGUAGAAGUCCUUCCAAGUCUCCAAAAACAUCCAAAACAUCCAAGAGAAAGUCCUCUCGGUCUCCAUCACCAAGGAGCAGAAAUAAGAAGGACAAAAAGAGAGAGAAAGAAAAGGAUUCAAAUAAUGAAAGAAAAGAGAGAGAGCAAUCCACAUCCAAGAAAAAAAGUAGCAAAGAAAAAGAUGGGAAGGAGAAGUCUGACAAAACCACUACUACACUGAAGGACAAAGAUCACACUAAAGAGGAUCCGAAUUCAGAAAUUAACAAGACAGUAGACAACAAUGAUGCACAAAGGACAGAGGAAGUCAAACUACAACAGAAUGGGAACUGUCAACCAAAUGAAGAAAACCUCUCAGUUAAAAUGGAAGAGGUAUAAAGUAAUGAAUGGACCUCUGACUCAACUGUGGGGUGAAUCCAAAGCUUUUUAUUUCCCUGAAAGAGGAAGAAAACAUCAAAGCAAUCUACUGAGCAGGUUGAUAUGUACUAGUAGCUCUUCCAAUCCUUGUGAUAGCUUUGUUGUCUUCUUGCUGGAAAGCAAGAAAGACUAUGGACCAGUAAUAUAUGCCAUGAUAAAGGCAAAUGCCAUCAGAACUAUUCAUCUGUGAGAAUCCAUGCAUUUCCAUGAUGGCUGUACUUAUUUGUAAAAUGAUUUAUGUUAACUUUUGCCAAGAACUGUUUCAAAUAAGUGGAAGUUGAAAGAUGUAGACCUGUAUAAGCUGGCGGUAUGCAUUGGAAGUUGUUAAAAUAUUGCUAGUUAAUGAAUUUUGUAUUGUUUUUCCUUGUGUUUUUUUUUUUUUUUUUUUUUAAUUUCAAUGUGUACUGUUUUGAUGAUGUGCUUGGAAAUGGUGCAAAAAUACACACUUUCCCUUGUAAAUGACAGCUAUGGAAAAAAGGGUUUUUACUUUAGUACAUAGUUUUGCUGUUAUUGCGUUAAACGCCCACUGACUAUUAAGUUUUCAUUUGCUCACUGCUUGGAUUCAUUUUUUCUUAUUUAAAGUCAUUUUCUUAUUACUAUCCCUAAAAUGAAUAUUUCUUUUAAUAGUAGUUGAACAAGGCAUGCUACUGUCCUAUUUAUAGAAGGAAAAACCACCAUAUUGUAGAUAAUAAUUUAGCUUACUGGGUUUCUUUCCCCUCUCCUACCCUCAAAAGUGAGCACAUCUGUACAGUGGUAUCAGAACUUCUGGUUUUGUUUUGAGCCAUAUUGCAGUGGGUCUGUUCAGCUGCAUAUGGUUCAGGUCUCAUUAUGAAAAUCAAUACCCCUGUUUUCAAAAUAGUAUAUGGGAGCACAAGCUAAAGCUUUAGUGCCUUCUUAAAAUGUGGUAUAUUUUCUGGAACUUUAUGUAUGCUAUUAAUUUUCAAUUACAUCUUACAUAAUCUCGAUGGCUGUUCUACCAACACCACACCAGUAGACAAGAAUGUGAGUGUUUUGUCAGAAAAGCUGUGCUGGGUUCACUUGGUACAAGAUUGAAGCUCCAUUUUUAAGAAGAGAUUUAUAAAUGAAUGCAAAAGUGCAGUUUGGAGACCAUCGUACUAUGAAGUAUGGUAACUGAAUACAGAGCAUGCUCUAAUUUCACCAAAAUCAAAGGGAGCUCUUUAAACUUUUUCUGUACAUUGAAUGGCCUUAAUCAUUACCUCUCAAUCAUCUUCUCUAAUGUUGGUUGUGUGAUGUGAAAGGAAUUGUGUGCAAAGUUUGUUUGAAAAGAAUAGUAGUUGAAUUUACAUUAGAGUUAUAUGAUAGAGAUUCUAUGUCCUUCUUGGAUCCAUUCUUUGGGGAGAAAGCAUGUAACUUGAGAGAAUGACACACUGCAAAUAUUUUGUCAAGUAAAAUGUGACUUGUGCUCUGAAGUAAUCUCAUCAUUGUAAGAUUUCUAAGUCAGACCUUUAAAACUUGUUUAAUACUAAAAUCAAGUAGACUUAUUUUUAAUACAGUGUAAUACAAUCAAAAGACUUAAUUGCCUUACCUCAUGGGAAGAGUUAUUUCUAUCAAUUUUAAAAGCUAAGUAGCAUAUUAGUUAGUUACUUUCAAUUUGAUUUUCCUUUUUAAAGUUAAUACUUACAGAAGCCUAAGUGUUUUAUGGGGAAUGAAAAGUUGCCCACUUUAUAAGGUAAUGAAACCCAGUUUGUGCAGCUGCUUAAUCACUCUUUAUUUUUGUUAGGAUUUGAAGUAUCUCGCCAUUGUGUACCAUUAAAACUAUAGAAAAUGCUUUACCGUGUAAAGUAUAGAUGGUCAUUUUUGUGAUGUUUAAGCCACAUGCAGUUGGCUGGUGAACAGCUUAUUCCAAUAAAAGAAUGACAAAUCUGUAUGCUUAUAGAAAGACUGAAGGAUCAGGUCUUGCAACAACAGCUGUCUUAUUUAUGUGUAAGUAGCAUAGAGCAAAGAUUGUUUGUAUACUUGUUAUCUUUGGUACCAUUUCACUAAUAAAAUUAAGUAUUUUAGAGGGAAGUUUUUGCUUAUAUACAUAUAUUUGAAAGGAACAUUCUUAGUUUAUUAUUCAUCUACUUUUUCUCAGGGGGUUGCUUUGAUUUGGAAAGUGCAUGCCAGUAAUAUACAUAGCAUUUAAAAAAUUAGCUUUUAUAUGAUAUCUUUCCUUGUGAGAAGUCAAACAUGGCUUCAUGUUUCAGAUGUCAACAUUUAUUUUGAUUCCUAUUGGUUGUUUUUCUUUCUAGUAUUCUGAAAUUGCACAGCUCUAUAAUAUGGUAGAAAUUCAUAAAAGAUUACCUACGGUUGUCUAAGAACAGUAUCUUUGAAAAAUUGAAAAUUUGCAACAGCAGACUAGCAGUUUUACUAGCUAGUUGGAGUAUGUGUUCCAUAAUUUAGCAUAUUCUCUUGUACUGCGGGAUUUUUCCUAGAAAGUGUGGUAGUUUUCUUUCUCUGAAAAAAAUAGAAAUUGCUGUUUUCUUACAAGCCCUAGUUUUUCAGUUUGCUUUGUAAAUAUUUUUCAUUUCUAUUUUCAGUUUUUCUUUAAAAUUAUUUUUAUUUUAUUACUCCAUUUUUCCUUCCCCAAAAGCCCACCACCAGGGAAUUAGCCUCAUCCAAGAAUAGUGCCUCUGCAGUAGGUAAAUUGUAUUUAUAAGGCUGGUGCUUAGUAAUACAGUUCAUGCCCUGCUCCCCAAGGAUCGUGUGCAUCAACUAUUCAAAAUGCACAGCCUCCACUAGAUGACCAGUGUCUCCUUCAUAGCAGGGUUGCAUGCUGUGCUGCCAUGUCACAUUGCAUUUUUUAUCAUCAGUCUAGGUAAACUAGCUGAAAGUGAGUGAAGUAUAUAUUUUCAAGAACAACAUAUUUAAUAAUGGUUAGAUAAAUAUUUUAAAUAUGGUUUCAUCUGAAUCAACAUUUGCCGUAGCUGAAAGUGUUGGCGAAUCAUAGUUUAACUUCUGGGAUUUUUCCACUCUGAAAAGAGACUGUAAAAAUGGCAUCUUUUAUCCAACAAAUCUGAAUGUUUGUUCAGAAUUAUCUGCGAACAGUAGUGACUAACAUUAUUUUUGCAACUUAUUCUUGUAGGGGUGACACAGCUAAGAAAAAGUGAGCUGGAUUCUGUUUCAAGAUUGUUGUUUUUUUGACGUUCCAAUUACAGGGCUACGCAUUUAACUCUGUGUAAAUCAAUUGAGGUAAAUAGGGUUACACAGAUGCUACGAAGGAAAUAAUUUUCCCUGCAAAACCUUUAUUGGGGAAGGGGAACGAAGAUCCUCGAUCCCACAAUUCCAUGAUUAUAGUCACUUUUCAGGGUAGAACUCAUAAAGUCAAAAUUUCAUCCUUUGUGCAAAAAUGUGUUGUGUUUAUCCAUUGUAGAACUUAAAGGUUUGAAUUUCAGUACUUUUUACCUAAGCAGAAAAUAAUAAGCAAAGGCAAUUUUGGAUGGUAAAAAAAAUUGCUCACAUGUACGUUCUCUUCAGAAUGCCUUCAUUUUUUUCCAUUCAUCUAAAUAAUAAUUAAACACAAGUAGUUCUUGUCUCUUCAAGAAGCUAUCUUCUACUUAGGUUUUUAGAACUGAAAUAUCUGAUUUGUUUUUUUGUUUGUUCAUCUUAUAAUGAAAUAGGAUUAUAGCUAACCCAUUCUUAUUUUGCUAGACUUUCUUUAAAAAAGAUGAUGAAAUCGUAUGUGUCUUUUGUAGCUGUUAGCCUGAAAAUUGGGUUUCAGCAGUAUAAACUAUGAACCAUUUUUAAAUAUCUGCACUAUUACAAGCAAGUCUGGGGAUAUGAUGGACCUGAUCCACCACAUGUUGCUCCUCCAGCUUUAUUUUAGUGUGACUAUUGAUUUCAUUGCAUUUUCAACCAGGUUAAAAUGGGAGUGACACAAAAGUAACAGUGAUGAAUUGGACCUAGUGGGUCUGAUCCUCCAAUCUUCACUCUGGUAAAACUCCCAUUAAAAUCAGCAGGUGCUUAUUUGAGAAAGAUGUAGUGUUCCUCCCCAAAAUAUGGAGAAUGGAUAGAUGAAAUUCAUAGAUGUAUGUCGUUUGUUUUACAUUAAAGGCUUGUCUACACUUAACUCUUUAGUGUAGAAACUACUUACACUGAUGGAAGGAAUUCUCCCGUCGGCAUCCACCUCCCUGAGAGGCAGUAGCUAGGUUGAUGGAAGAAUUCUUCCGUAGACUUAGCACUGUGAGAUGGAGACUUAGGUCAGCUUACCUAUGCCAUUCAGUGGUAUGGUUUUUCACACCCCUGAGCAAUUUAGUUAUGCCAACUUAAUAUCUAGUGUAGACCAGGCCUUAGUCUUACAGUCAACUUAUCUUCAGAUGGCGAUUAUUUGAUUAUUGUGUAAUCAUGAAAAAAGCUGAGUCAACUUCCAUCUAAUGUUUAUUAUAUAUUGAAAAUGAAAAGUAAAGCAUUUAAAUGUAGUUUUGUGUGAGAUAGGCAUCCCCUCAGCCACAAACAUUUCAUUCCAAUCUUAUCAAGAGCUCCUUUGCAUACAGUAUUUAUAUCCUAUUUCAAAUCCAACAACAAGGAGGCUUGUCAUCACGUUUUCUGCAUAGCUCGUGCUGCUCUAGGCAUCUAUCUAUCAUACCCUGCAUGAGAGCCAUCUAAGUAUCUGAGCACAUCAGUGUAUGUUUUUUUCCUUUACUGCAUUCCAUAUUCAACAAUUGAAUAAGCUGGUCUUGAGAUGUGUCGGCUACCUUUCCCCCAGUGCAUCUCUUACUUUCGGUAUAAAGCAUGACCCAGUCAGACACUGGCCUGGUCUGAGAAGGAAACCAUUUUCCCCCUUUAUACUUUAUCAGUUGUAUUUGUAAUGGUAUUCUACAAUUCAGAAACAUUACAAACUAUUUCUCAUAGACUGUUUUGAAAUGAUCAAUUCUACAAUUUAAGAAGAUGAAAAAGAGCUUUGUCCCAGUAAAGUUUGACUAUUUUGUGACUAUUGGGCCUACUGCAGGAUGAUAGUGCCUUGUAAAAAUGGACUCUAGCUGUUUGCUUGUUUUCUGCUUUAGAAAUCUUUAUCCUAUGAUUAUUUUUGAGAAUAUUUGACCUGUUUUGAUUGUAUAUUGUUUUAAAGAGUCAGUUUAGUGCCACGUUUUGACAGACAUGGAUACUGAAGUCUUUUGAUCACAAAAUAAGUAUCACCCUGCAGGGGCAGCUCCAGGCACCAGCGCAGCAAGCGCGUGAAUAGGGCAGCAAGCCACAGAGGGCGGCCUGCCAGUUGCCCUGGGGGUGGCAGUUAGGCUGCCUUCGGCGGCAUGCCUGCAGGAGGUCCGCCGGUCCUGCAAAUUCAGCGGUGGCGACGCCGAAGGCGCAGCUUUGGUGGACAUCUCAGCAGACAAAGGCCGCCGAAAGCCACCUGACUGCCGUGUUUGGGGUGGCAAAAACCAUAGAGCCGCCCCUGUCAUCCUGGCAGUAGUAGUACAAUCUUUCUCACAGAUUGGUUGAUGUGCCUCACAUCUGACCUGAAAGGACUGCCAUUGGCAACAGUAAGAGCGUAGCUUAGUCUUACCAUCCAUUCAGCCCUUAGAGUCACUAAUGAGACUUCCAGCUCAAUGGUGCCAAUUGAGAGUGGUUUCCAGGAUAUGGAGAACUGUCCACUACAAACUAAAUUUGGGACAACUAAUUCAUAACUCUCAGGUCAGUGGGCUUUCAGUCAGUGACUAAUGAAUUUGGCUUUGAACUGGUGAGUUAAGGUAAAAGAUUCAUACAUCUACAUCAAUUCUGUAAUCCAAACAACUAUUUUUCAUGAACUGCUGAAAAAUUGCCAGUUAACAGAUUCAUAACUCCACUAUUAUUUAAACAAAACAACCUGGUGGUGGAGCACUGGAGAUAGCUAGGUAGUUAUGCACAGUUCAUUUCAUUAAUCAUUAGCGGAUCCUUGGCCUCUUCUCUAGAUCUCUAAGGUGCAGAGCCCAUGUUUUACUUUUUGCACAAUAUCUAGCACAAAAAACUCCCUGAUCUGACUGGGGACUCGGCACUACUGUAAUAAAAAUUGUUACUAAUAAUUUCCCUUCUCCUAAUAUUAGAUGUUUCUGAUAAUAAAAAAGUAAAAUUGUUCUGUGUGGGUUAUGUAUACUUGUGUGUUAAUAAAGUAAUUAUUAAAUAGUAUGAGUAAAGAACUGUCAAAUGCUGCUACUAUUAUGUUGCUAUUUUUGUAAAUAAAUAAGUCCUAAGGUUUUUUUGA